AUGUCUUGUAGGGCUCUGUCUCUGGGGGGAGUUAAUUCUCUGUGCGUCAGCGAGUACGCAAAGGCUUUGGAGGUGAUUCCAUACACUCUGGCAGAGAACGCGGGUCUUCGGCCCAUUGAGAUUGUCACUGCUUUGAGAAAUAAACACAACCAGGGACUAAAGUUCGCCGCCGUGGAUGUUAAGAAGGGCACGGUAUGCGACAACAUCGUUGAGGAACUCAAUAUCGUCCAACCUGCCCUGGUCAGCCAGUCCCUUAUCAAUUUAGCCACCGAAAUGGUCAUGAUGCUUCUCAGAGUGGAUGAUGUUGUUCUGUGCAGAUAG
Molecule: messenger RNA, 321 nt
Organism: Gregarina niphandrodes
Lineage: Eukaryota; Apicomplexa; Conoidasida; Eugregarinorida; Gregarinidae
Product: T-complex 1 subunit delta
Exons: 1
Coding region: 1-321 (106 amino acids)
Biological process (GO): protein folding
Cellular component (GO): chaperonin-containing T-complex
Molecular function (GO): ATP binding; ATP-dependent protein folding chaperone
Source: RefSeq, a predicted model, not a curated record